AUGGACAACUCCCAGAGACGACUUAGCGGCAUCCCUCGCCCUUCCCGACUCCCUCGUCCCGUCUCCGGCAUCGUCCAGCCGGCUCCGGCUCCGGCUCCGGCUUCCAGCUCCACGUCGUCGCUUCGCCCAAGGCCCUCCCGAGACAGCCUAGCAGGAGAUACAUCGAGUGGCACGGAGAUCCAGAACCCAAAGCUGCGAGGUUCUGCUUCUCGUGGCCAAUUACGCCCCUCUGCCAGUACAAGCAGCGGGCGUGCGCCGGCCUUGCGCAACUCUACGUCCAGUAACCAACUUCGCUCUAGUUCUUCCCGCGCUCCCGCUCCCAAACCCGCUGCCCCAGUGUCGAAGCCCGUACGAGCCGUAUCGUCGUCAUCGCGAAGAUGGAGCACAGUCACCAACGCCCCGGCAGCGCAGUACAAGCCCUGGGCAGAACCAGCAGAAUCCGAUAGGGGCUUGUUUGACACGGAGGCAGGCUCUACAGAGGCGUCCAAUGAUAUCCUCAUCUCAUACUUGAAUGAUUCUGCCGGCGUACCAGAUCAAGUUGACAAUAACGCAUCUCCGCUCUCCUCUCCGGGGUGGAGCAUGCCUCAGAUCAACACACCGAAACCUUCACUAUCCGAGCGCACUAUUGAGACUUUGUCGCAGCUGCCCUCGUCUCCUGCUCUGAGCAAGAAAUCUUCGUCAUUCUUUGAUUCGGGACGACCUUUAUCACGAGCCGAAAGCUCAGCCUCAAGGCCAAGCUCCAGCUACACUUCUGACGGGUCCGCAAGACAUCCGUCUCGCCCAGGCUCAAGUGCGGCUGACGACUCGGCCUUCUCGAAUCCCAGAAUGUCAUCAGCCAAUCUAUUCAAGAGAAAUUCAAUCGUUCAUAAUGAUAGAGCCCCAGGCGCCGUCUCUAGCAGUACACGAGGACUACGUCCUGCUAGCCGUGCUUCCGGGGCGGCCUCAAAGCCAUCUGCUUCCAUGCCGGAUGUCAGAAGCCCAAGUCCAAACACGAUGCGCAAAGCACCAGCCAAGCCGGCCCAGAAGCCGGUCCAGAAGCCGGCAGCAAAGACUUUGAAGCAAAGGGCAUCAGUUCAGGGUCUUGGCAAGAAGCCAUCGAUGCAAGCCCUAGAUGCCAGCGACAAUGCGCGAGUUCCCAUCUCCUCCUGGGACGGCACUAUCGCGCCAGCCGCUACGGCGGUGAAAGAGGAUGCUAAGCCGGAACAGCCAGCUCAAAAGUCCUCAUCGGCGCUUCGGGAUCAGAUCGCCAAGGCAAAAGCUGCCAAGAAGGCGGCUAUGAAGCAGGCUCCGGCACAGACGGCCAGUGCAACAUCUACGACUGAUGAUUUCGCAGCGAUUCCGGCAAAGAACGGGUUCGAUUACAAUGCAGCAUUUGAUGACCCAUUCAACAUGAAUAAGGGACAGGAUGCUGGCGAAAAAGUGCUGAAGCAACGUAUCGGAGCAGCAAGAACUAGUGGCAAACUGAACAUCGCCGCGUUAGGACUAAAAGAGAUUCCCAGCGAGGUCGUGAAAAUGUAUGAUCUGGAGACCAUCGGAGCCGGUGAAAGCUGGGCAGAAAGUGUCGAGUUGACCAGGCUGGUUGGUGCGGAUAAUGAGAUAGAAACGCUGGACGACGCCAUGUUCCCUGACCGCAGCCCCGAAGAGCUCGAAAACGACGAAGAGGGCCGUGGCAACAUUUUCGGAGGACUCGAGACUCUCGACAUGCAUGGCAAUCGGCUGCUAGCCAUUCCCAUGGGGUUCCGCCGCUUCACCCAGUUGACCACUCUCAAUCUGUCGUCUAAUCGCCUAGAAAAUGGAUGCCUUGAAAUCAUCGCCCAGAUGACGGCGAUCCGCGAUCUCAAAUUGGCAAACAACCUCCUGGUUGGCGCGUUGGACUCGGGCCUCGCGGAUCUGAGCGCCCUGGAGGUUCUCGAUAUACACAAAAACCAAGUCUCUGCCCUACCGCCCAACGUUGAGGGCCUUUCUCGGCUGCGCGUCCUCAACCUGAGCGAGAAUAACUUUGAAUCGCUUCCCUUCGAGGGGCUCUCAAAGCUCCCGCUCGCCGAGCUCGAUUUGAAGAAGAACAAGCUUUUGGGCACCCUGAUCGAUGGAUCGAUUGGUUCUCUACCAAUGCUUCAAUCUCUCGAUAUCUCGGUGAACAGACUGACGCGUCUCGUGCCCGCCGAUGCUUCAAUCAGACUUCCCGUUGUCCACACCCUCACCCUCUCAAUGAAUCGACUGCAGGAGCUCCCAGACAUGACUUCGUGGACAAGUCUUGUAAACCUUGCGGCAGAUGCGAACAACAUCUCCAGCAUCCCCCUGAGCUUUACCAGCCUCGAAAAGGUGCGACAGGCCGACUUUUCCAGCAACGACAUUCGGGUAGUCCCACCUGAGAUUUCUCGGAUGGACAGCCUGACUCUGCUUCGGCUUAGCGGUAACCCGCUGCGUGACAAGAAGUUUGCUUCGGCCCCGACAGAUGAGAUCAAGGAAGCGCUGUCGACAAGGCUGGAGCCUCCUCCCCCAUACGAGGAGCCAGUCGUUCAGGCACCCAUCCCCACCAUAAUCAGUCCACCGGAAACGGAGAAGAAGCAACAGCCGGACAAGUUGUCGGCUAUCCACCCCGAGGACACGGACAGCAGAUCAGAAGGCGAUGAUGAUUUUGCCACGCCUCCGACAUCUGCACCCCAUUCGCCUACCAGGUCCCGCGCUCAGACAGUAGAAGUACAAGAAACCUGGCAGGUCAAGCCGGGAGGACUCCUGGACCGGUCACGCACCGAAUCGUCUUCCCUGAGCCCGGAAAUGUGCGCCGAACUGUCGAGGAGCUAUCAGAUAAGACAGGCGCAGCUUCAUCACAAUCUCCUGAGCGCGUUCCCCGGAUCUUUACAGUUCUUCUCGCAAACCCUGACGUCUCUAUCACUGGGCCACAACAAAAUCUCGGGAGAGGACUACCUAACAGAAGAGCUGAGUUUGCCAGUUCUGACGGAAUUGAACUUGAGCUCGAAUACCAUCAGCAGCCUAGGUCCGUUGACAAAAUUCCUUAAAGCACCCGCACUGGAAAAGAUUGACGUUUCGCUCAAUCGCCUAACCGCGCUCCCGCUCGAUCUGAAGCAGAGCUUCCCCAGCUUAAAGGUACUGCUUGCGUCAAACAACCAACUAACCGAGCUUGAUCCAGCUGCCAUCAAGGGCCUCAAAGUGGUUGAUGUGUCGAGCAAUGAGAUUGCGCAUCUGGAUCCUCGGCUCGGCCUCUUGGGCGGAAAGGACGGGCUCGAGCGGCUCGAGGUGGCAGGAAACCGAUUCAAGGUUCCCAAGUGGAACAUCCUGGAGAAGGGAACCGCGGCCACGAUGAGGUGGCUCCGAGGCCGAGUUCCCGCUGCCGAGAUGGAAGCGUGGAGAGCUGAGAACGGGGACGACGACUCGUCUGACGUGGACUAA
Trichoderma aggressivum f. europaeum is the source of this 3411-nucleotide messenger RNA. RefSeq lists its product as uncharacterized. Lineage: Eukaryota; Fungi; Ascomycota; Sordariomycetes; Hypocreales; Hypocreaceae. Gene Ontology annotation, molecular function: protein binding. The transcript has 2 exons. The record is from RefSeq and is a predicted model, not a curated record. Bases 1 to 3411 code for a protein of 1136 amino acids.